Messenger RNA from Nylanderia fulva, 4559 nucleotides. RefSeq lists its product as uncharacterized. Lineage: Eukaryota; Metazoa; Arthropoda; Insecta; Hymenoptera; Formicidae. Gene Ontology annotation, cellular component: extracellular region. Gene Ontology annotation, molecular function: chitin binding. The record is from RefSeq and is a predicted model, not a curated record.
UGGCUUCGCGAGCCACCUUUCCUCAGUCUUUCACGUCCCGAGCGACCGGUCGCACACAGUCGAGACGACAGACGUACGUUCCGUUCGCCGGUUCGCGAGUACACUCGCGUGCCUUUGCCUUCGAAAAAGAGAAUCCGACUCAACGCGAAGGGUGUAGCAUCACGAUUCGACGAUGCGUCCGCGAUCGUAGCUCUUGCUGGUGCCAAAACACCAGGAGGUCGUAAGGGUGGUUGGUGCGUGGACCUGCCUAGGAAAGGGAACAGAAGACGAGGGAAGAGAGGCGAUAAUAAUAUGAGGCUCCUCUGCGUGGUGAUCACCAUCGCAAGUGCAGCGUUUCUCUUGACUAUCGUUGAUGGUACACGCGACAAUCGGGGCAAUAAAGUGUCGAAGCGAGCGAAGCCGCUCGAUCCCGACGAAGAUGAUUAUUAUUACGACGAUCCGGUGGACGAGAGAAACAAUCCGACCAACGAAGCGCCAGCCGUGCCACCCGGAUUCCUGAGCCCGUCUGUACGCGAAUAUCUCGAUCUCGGUAAAUCGAUACCCGGUCGACCAGGCACGGAUUAUCCGGUGUUGGGGAAGGUGCCCUACACGAAUUUCUACUGCGACGACCAGUCCUUCCCCGGCUUCUUCGCCGACGUGGAGACGCGAUGCCAGGCGUGGCAUUAUUGCGACAUAGACGGCCGACAGGCAACGUUUCUCUGCCCGAACGGCACGCAAUUCAGCCAGGCGGUAUUCGUCUGCGACUGGUGGUUCAACGUGAGAUGCGAGCUCAGUCCGAAGCUCUACGCCAUCAACAGCCGACUUUACGGUACGCCUACCGAGAGUCCGACCAGGCCUCAUCGACUGAUCACGAAGGAGCUCCUGGAGAAUAUCUUCGUGCGUAGGAAAUGAAGAGGCGGAACACGCGAUACGCGCCUCGAAACGUGUCAAGCGGAAAUAAUAUGCGAAAAGCGCCGCGAGUCUUGCAAAUGCACGCGAGGUAUCCUUUUAUCCUCUUUAAAAUCGAGAGAAAGAGAGAGAGAGAACCGAUAUUGUAGUCACUUAAUUAUUCCAUUAUACCGCUGAUCGACAAGCCAGUGUGAGUCUUGUGCCUGGGCUCUAUCACGACUGCGGAAAUACUUUCACAGGAAACGUGAAUUCGAGACCAUCCCAGACGAAAUAAUCAUCGGCCGCGAGGAAAACACGCCGGCGCGUUUAACCGGGACAAUAUCGUUCGAAUAAUUUCACGGAUAUCGAAAGAUCGUCGCGAGUCACUCGAGUCACAUUCCGAAUCGGGGGAUUAUCGGGAGGAGAUCGAUCUUUGUCCAAUGAAUAUCGAAGCGACCAGCAAAAACUAGCUUCGAGUAAAACCAGGAGGAUGCUGAGCAGCGCUGUGUCAAUAUAAUAAGACAGGAACCGGAGGUGGUCUUUUGUUUGCGUUCACCUUUCCACACCCACAUCUCGAUACGAUCCUCAAUACGGUUUCUUAAUCGUUGACGAGAUCCCGUCUGAGCUACAGCUCUUUUCUCUCUGCCGGCGUUUUUACCAAACGAAUGUCAUCGACGUUUCUCUAUCGCGCGUCUCGUCGGUGGAUAAGAAACAUCGGGAAUCGAUCGUUAUGACGGAAGUACGAGAGCCACGUGCCAUCGACACACUUGCGUAAAAAUCAACCAAUCACGUCCGUCGUGAUCAAUCAUCAAAUUCGGACGCGACGUAGCUAAUUAUGUUAAUCUAGAAAUAGAUCAAUCUUGACAAAGUUCAAUCACUCUUUAAGCUUGGAGAUUAAGUCGGUAGUUUUCGUUGUAUAUUGUCAGAAAUGAGUUCUUAUACGCUAAAUUGUGUGCUACAAAAUAUUGUUAAAAUGUUUCUGUAAAAAUUAUUCCGAUUGCAAACACACAAAGCAUUUUUAACCGAAAAUAUUAUCAACUUGUUAAUAUUGUUAUAUGAAUCGUUGAAUGAAAUAAUGAUGACUACAAAUGAAUAAAAAUUUGAUAGUUCUAUAUAUUACUUUUUAUACACAAUUAUGACAAAACACGUUAUUAUAUAGAAAUGUUAUUAUAUGCUGUAAAAAAAUUCGCUUUUCACAACUUCACAAAAAUAUUACGAUUUAUUGUUAUAACUUAUAUUAUUCAUCCAACGAUUCACAGCGCAAACAGUGUAAAUUUAUUUUUUACAUAUACACGUAUAUUAAGAAAAAUAUAGGAAAGGAAUUAUUUAAUUCGAGUAAUCGUUGAACAAUAUAAAAAUUGUAUUGUUUUGCAAAAUAUCGAAUUUUUGCGACAAUAUAAAUUUUGGUGUCUGUUUCAAACUGCGUCAAAAGGAGAAUCAUUUUGCGCGUGUGCGAUAUCGAGAGGGCGUAAAAGUUGAUGCUGCCCGAAAUCAAUAGCCGAUAAUACAAUUGUAUGUACACUUUUUGAUUGUGAUGCCCGAGCGAAGAACGACAACGGCAAGCUUGCCGGCAAUUAGUAAUGGCAUGUUGUGCGAUAUUGUUGCAAUUUGCGUUUCGUAGAGUUCUGAAAAAUUAUUGUCGCGCGACGAAUUCUCGCUAUAUGACUAAUAAAACGAGCAUAAUGCUCAAAUUUAGUUAAAAUUGCGGGCUGCGAUUUUUUAAUUCUUUUUAUUUCUUCGUCUUCAUCGUGUAGUAAAACCGGUAGAUAAUAAUCAUCCUCGAGACAAUCAACCCUCGUGUCUCGAGUACGCUUGACUUUCGUAGUGUUAAUUAAUUGUUGCGAUUGUGAACGAGCGAGCGUACAUGCGUAUGAUUUUGUGUUUAACGUCGCGUUCGCGUUUGUAACGUUUGUUGUAAGCGCUUUUUGCAGUGGAAUGAACAACACAUGUGCCUUUACCUAAUAUCUUCGCGCCUUGUAUAUAAUAGAGUUAAAUCAUACUUGUCUACUACUAAGCGCAUUACAUGCUAAUUUUAUUCCGUAGCACUACAAACUUGUUAGUAAUUUUGUGUCAAAAAAAACCAAUCAAUGAAUAAUAAAAAAAUUCCAUGUUUUUAUCAAAAUUCUAAUAAGCGCAAUCGAUGACGGAAAAAUGUGCGAUUAAAAAAGGUUUUCUUCUAGAACUCUUAAUGGAUAAUUAGUUAUCUUCAAUUCUUUGAUAUCCAACGAGGAAUGUAAUUUUCAUAAACUCCUGGACGUUAUGCAAGAAUGCAAUUACUGAAAUUUUUAUUUAAUAUAAGAGAAGAAGCUUUUCCAGAAGGAAGUUACGGUAAAUGAGUUCAAAAACUUUUUGACAGGGUGUAUUUAUAAUGAGAGAUGCCGACCUUUGCCAAUUUAUUAAUGAGAAACAGUUAACGGAGAGACAAUUUCAGUAAAACUAAAGAUUAAUUCUUAAACAAGUGGCGGGAUUUAAGCCGAAAAGUUGAACAGUCGCACUUAAUUUGAUUAUAAGAAAGGAGGGAAGAAUACCUUAUUCGUUCGGUUCGCGGUUUAUACAUAGCGCGAUUAAAUAUGCGUUAUUAAUUGACAGCGGAUUUGAUCGAUUUUUAUCUGUAAUCGCGGUUUCAGACAACGUGGGUAAAAUCACAUUUAACUCGAUUUACGUGUCGCGUCAACCACAAUCAUUGACGCGAAAGCAAUAAUAAAAAAGGACGCGUAGCGAUAUAGUCUAAUUUGAAACGAAAUUCAAUUCAGUUCAUUUCCAGCGUUUAAAAUCUGCGCUAUUGAAAGAUGUGUCCUAAAGGCGAACGAAAUGAUUGGCGUUUUUUUAAUUAUUAUGCACGCAUUUGACGAACAAUUUUAUUUCUAAGACAAAAAUGGAAAAAAAAAUUAUUUCUUUAAACAAAUUAUUAAAUACGGUAUUUUACGCGCUGAUGAGACAAUAAACGUGUCAUAAUCACUUCUUCAAACUUAAAAUUUAGACGUGAUAAGAAAAUCGAUGAAGGAAAAAAAUGCGUUAAGACAAUAUUAUAUAGUUUUUCCACAGACUGAGAGCGUCUUCAUUUUUAUAUAGAUUGAGAAUUGUUAAAAAAAAGUUGCCAAUUAUAUUAAUUUGAUAACGUUAGCGACGAGUCACAACCGAUUCAAUCUCCUAUACAUUGUAUGAAGAAUUUUAUAUAAAAUAUCAGAUAUCUAUGUUGCGUUAAAUGAACCGCAAGUUGCAUUUCGCGAAAUAAUUGGUUUUGUAUCAGAAAAAAUUUUUUCCACAAACUGAGUUAGUGCGGCGCGAUGGUAUGUUUCGAGGUUUUGUCUCUGUGUCUGUUUCAAUUUUAUUUUAUCUCCUCCGCCUCUCUCUUCUCUUUCCUCUUCUAUUAGAUUCGUUUCGAAUUGCGCGGCCGGCAUUUUUCAUACUGCGUAUGUACAUCCGUAGACGUCCUCACAAUUAAAUAAUCAUUAAUUGUCGCACGUCGCUCGAGAAAAUAUCUGGUGUAUUAUAAAUCGUAUGAAAAUAUCACGAUAUUUAUUAUUAGAAUUUUUUAUUUUUGUAAUCGCGCGAAAUAUUAAUUAAAAAUGACUGCUCUACUCCUCGAAAAGUUUUCGCCUCGAUUUAUAUUUCGAUUAUACACAAUCUUACGAGCGAGUCUGGCAAACGCGAUGCGCAGACUAGCAUAUGCAAUCUUCAGUUUACACGGA